AUGUCGGAACAUCGAGCUCGAUACUCUCCUCCAUGGGCGGAUAUGACAAUUAUUGGAAUCGCUGGCGGUUCAGGGUCUGGGAAGACGUCUGUCGCUAUGGAAAUUAUCAACUGUCUCAACUUGCCGUGGGUGGUUAUUCUCGUUAUGGACUCGUUUUACAAAACUCUCACCCCCGAGCAGAAUGCUAUAGCGCAUAACGAUGAAUAUGAUUUUGACUGCCCGGAUGCGAUUGAUUUUGACGUCCUCGUGGACACCCUCCAGUCUCUUAAAAAGGGACAGAAGGUAGAAAUUCCCAUUUAUUCUUUUGAGAGACAUCAGCGGCAGAAAGAGACCAUGUCUCUAUAUUCCCCCCAUGUUGUCAUCCUCGAAGGAAUACUGGCCUUUACGGACCAAAGAGUAGUAGAUAUGCUGGAUAUUUUCGUGGAAGCUGAUAUGGACGUUUGCCUUGGCAGAAGAAUCCUGCGCGAUGUCCGCGAUAGAGGAAGGACGAUAGACAGCGUCAUCAAGCAAUGGUUUAAAUUCGUCAAACCAUCGUAUCUCCGAUAUGUUGAACCUCAGCGGCAUAUAUCUGACAUCAUAAUCCCUCGAGGCAUUGAGAACAAGACCGCCAUAGACUUGGUGGUCAAGCAUAUUCAGCGAAAUCUCCGAGAGAAGUCUGAAGCCCAUAACCUAGAGUUACAAAAACUGGGCAAACUAGUCGAAGAGCAACCUCUAUCCUCCAAUGUUCUUGUGAUGAAGCAGACUCCGCAAUUCGUCGGUAUAAAUACCAUUUUACAGGAUCCCCUGACGGAGCAAGUUGAUUUCGUGUUCUACUUCGACCGGCUAGCGUGCAUCAUGGUAGAACGGGCCCUCGAUACCACCCCAUUCGUUCCAGUAACGGUAACCACACCCCAAAAACAGAUCUAUCAUGGCCUUCGACCAGCUGGCACGAUAUCCGCUGUUGCAAUCCUUCGCGGCGGUUCCUGUUUAGAGACUGGCUUAAAAAAGACGAUACCGGAUUGCAUAACCGGCAGAGUCCUUAUCCAAACAAAUUACCGCACCGGCGAACCGGAGCUACACUACCUUAAGCUCCCCCACGGUAUUAAUACCCACGCCUCUGUCCUGCUCCUUGAUCCACAAAUGUCAAGUGGUGGAGCUGCAUUAAUGGCAGUGCGAGUCCUUGUCGAUCAUGGGGUGGAAGAAGGGCGCAUCAUCUUUGUAACCUUCGCUGCAGGCCAACGAGGUUUGCAGAGACUAACUGCUGUAUAUCCCGAUAUCAAAGUAGUGGUGGGACGGAUAGAAGAUGAGGGUGAAGAGAGAUGGAUUGAGAAACGUUAUUUUGGGUGCUAG
Messenger RNA from Paracoccidioides lutzii Pb01, 1329 nucleotides. RefSeq names its product uridine kinase. Gene Ontology annotation, molecular function: kinase activity; ATP binding. Gene Ontology annotation, cellular component: cytoplasm. The transcript is spliced from 8 exons. Bases 1 to 1329 code for a protein of 442 amino acids. The record is from RefSeq and is a predicted model, not a curated record.